AUGAAGGGCCACCAGAUCUUGCAGGUCAGUGCCAGCACAGCACUGAGGCCGCCCUCGGUGUGUCCCGCAGCGCCACCCAUGCUGUACCCCAACCUGGCUGAGCUGGAGAACUACAUGGGGCUCGCGCUCUCCAGCGAAGAGAUCCAGAAGAGCCUGCUCCCGGAAGGCAGCACCGCGCUGACGCCCGCCGGGCCGGCCCCGGGCCAGCUGGUCGCCCCCCUGAGCGGGAACAACGCGGGGCUGCGCCGGGCAGAGAUCAAGCCGGGUGUGCGGGAGAUCCACCUCUGCAAGGACGAGCGCGGCAAGACGGGGCUGCAGCUGAAAAACGUUGACCAGGGCAUCUUCGUGCAGCUGGUGAAGGCCAACUCGCCGGCGGCGCUGGUGGGGCUGCGCUUUGGUGACCAGAUCCUGCAGAUCGACGGCAAGAACUGCACGGGCUGGAGCAGCGACAAGGCGCAGCGGGCGCUGAAGAAGGCGUCCCCGGAGAAAAUCGUCAUGGUGGUGCGGGACAGGCCUUUCCAGCGCACCGUCACCGUGCACAAGGACAGCACCGGCCACGUCGGCAUCGUGGUCAAGAAGGGGAAAAUUGUGUCGCUGGCCAAGGACAGCUCUGCCGCCCGCAACGGCCUCCUCACCCACCACUACAUCUGCGAGGUGAAUGGCCAGAACGUCAUUGGCAUGAAGGACAAGCAGCUCACAGAGGUGCUGGCAGGGGCCGGGAACGUGGUCACGCUGACCAUCAUCCCCGCUGUGAUCUACGAGCACAUGGUCAAACGGCUCUCGGCAGGGCUGGUGAAGUCGGCCAUGGACCACUCCAUCCCCGACGUCUGA
This is a messenger RNA of Nipponia nippon (crested ibis), 831 nucleotides long. The record is from RefSeq and is a predicted model, not a curated record. Lineage: Eukaryota; Metazoa; Chordata; Aves; Pelecaniformes; Threskiornithidae.